GACCGCGCCUCGCGACCCGGCUACCGACUGCGCCCGGUGCAAAGGUCGCACCGCGCGACGGGUCGACGGCGACCGACUCCCAGCGGGCCAGACGGUCGCCGCACUCCCAGCAGGUCGGAGCUCGAGAGUGGAACGACCCGAGACCGGAACCAGGUCUAUACCGGGUAAAGGGGAACGAAUCGGUAGCUGAGGUGAAGAGGGCUCUUCCCCAGGCCGGAACCUCGGAUCGGCCUUGGUCGUGGAAGCCCCAGCAGUGGACCACUCGAAAUGACCGCGUUCCGGGGGAAGGAGACGAGUUACCCCGGAUAAGCGCGUCGGGAGACAGUGGAUUUCAUGGUUCGCAGUAUAGUUGGUGCAGAGGGAAGGUGCGGGAACGUGGACGGAGUCGGUCGCGUGGGUGGGAGGUAAGAUGAGGGCGUAGCGCGCCGGCUGCCCUAUCGAUGACCAUCCCCAGCAAGGAUGAUGACGAUGGACAUGGGCAUGUACGGGACCUACGGCAAGCCUGACUCGUACACGGCGUACGGAUUCGCGGGCCAGGGCGCCGCUCAGGGACACGCGCCGGUGGCGCCAUCCCCGGAGCUGGCCUCGGUGCCCUAUUAUCCUCAGUCCGCGGUGGCGCCCUACACGUCGACGGCCUCGUCCCCUGCGGCUCCCGAGAGCUUCCUGGCCUCCGGGGAGGCCGGGAACUCCGUCACCCCGCCGCAGACCUUCUACUCCCCGUCCGGAGCUAUUCUUCACGAGGACGGCACCGCCAUCAUCUCCUCGGAGAAUGGACUCAGCUACACCAACCUCGACUAUGCGAAUUACCCCUCCGCGCACCACCCGGAGGCCUCGGGGCACCAGGGGUAUCACCUGCAGCAGGGCUCCUUCAGGGAGGAACCUCCCGGCCUGCACCAGCCGGUUCAGCUCCAGGUCCAGGCCCAUGCUCACCAGGAACACCCCGACCAGCUGCACCAUCACCAGCAAUCUAGUCACCAGGCCGACUACCAGAUAGCCGGCUAUCUGCACCCGCUAUCCGAGGACCCGCUGCUCUAUGGACCCGCAACCGUCAGGCAACCCGAGUACUCCCAGCAUCCUGGGACGCAUUACAAGGAGGAGGGCUCCGAUCAGUCGCCCUAUCACGCCAUCCAGCAGGGGCCUCACGCGCUGCACCCCCAUCCCCAUGCUCGCGCCCACUCCCAUCAGCAACACGCUCAUCCGAGACAUACCCAGCAGCAUCAGGCGCAGGUGCCCACCUACAAGUGGAUGCAAGUCAAGAGGAACGUGCCCAAACCUGUUGCGCCAAAGACGAAUCCGAACGGGGGCGAGUUCGGGAGCGGGUCGAUGGGCGGCGCCGGCGUCGGCGUCGGCAUCGGGGGCUCGGUGUACGCGUCGUCUUCGACCGCGGGGGCGGUGAGCUGCCUGGCCGGAAGUCCCCUCGCGGGCGUCUCCGGAAGCUUCAACAAUACCGGACGCACGAACUUCACGAACAAGCAGCUGACCGAGCUCGAGAAGGAGUUCCACUUCAACAAGUACCUGACGCGGGCGCGGCGCAUCGAGAUCGCCUCGGCGCUCCAGCUAAACGAGACCCAGGUGAAGAUCUGGUUCCAGAACCGACGGAUGAAGCAGAAGAAGCGGAUGAAAGAGGGCCUGAUACCGGCGGAUGGAUCCGCCUCGACCGUCCCCAUCAGCGGGGCUAAGAGCAGCAGCAACUCGCCCACAGGGUCUGGUCUUGAAAUGGGAGGACUGGGGUUACCCAAUUUCGCCAGCGACAACAGCAGGGAGUCACCGCCUUCCUCGGCCAAGGAAUGACGAGACCUGGGACCUGGCUUUGUUCCCCGGGUUUACACUUUCUAGAAGGAAUCUUACCGAGAGACGUUCCAAGAAGA
Orussus abietinus is the source of this 1868-nucleotide messenger RNA. RefSeq names its product homeotic protein labial. Lineage: Eukaryota; Metazoa; Arthropoda; Insecta; Hymenoptera; Orussidae. Gene Ontology annotation, molecular function: RNA polymerase II cis-regulatory region sequence-specific DNA binding; DNA-binding transcription factor activity, RNA polymerase II-specific. The transcript is spliced from 2 exons. The coding region runs from base 460 to 1791 and encodes 443 amino acids. Gene Ontology annotation, cellular component: nucleus. The record is from RefSeq and is a predicted model, not a curated record. Gene Ontology annotation, biological process: regulation of transcription by RNA polymerase II.